AUGGAAAAUUUAGCCUCAGACCUGAUUUCUUUAAAGCCAGUAUAUAAUUUAAUAGAGUUGAAAUUAGAAGAAUAUGAAGAUAAUGAAUUAGUUCUUGAUACAGUUCAUGAUUUGAUGCAAUUUUUUGAACAAUCAAACUGCGUAUAUCAUCAAGUACCUAAUAAAAAAGAUCUUAGAACAUGUUAUGAAAAAGUCAGAUUCAAAAGGUUUUUUGAAAGACAUUUUCAAAUAAGGUCAUUAGAAAAAUCAGAACUUGAAUUAUUUUUAAAGGCACAAUUAAUAGCACUUGAAAUCACAAAUGAUAAAAUUGAAGUUCAUAAAAAACAUAAUUACAGAUAUUGUUAUAAUCAUUCUUUUCCUCUUUGCAAACCUGUGUUUUUAAAACUUUAUGGAAUAAAUGACUAUUAUCUUUUUGCAAUACAAGAACAUUUACAAAAUGAAGAUAUAAUAGAAAGAACUCACAGAAACACUGGUCGUGCUCCUAUAAUGAAAGACAAAGUAUUUCUUGAUUAUAAACAAUAUGGUAUUAUUAAUAGAUUAUCCUCUCCAAUGAAACAUAAAAAUGAAUCUGAGCCAUUUAUUUAUUUACCUGUUGGAAGUACUUAUAUCUCGAUUUAUAAUGAAUUUAAAAAACAUUUUGAUAGCAAAGAUAAAAAAGAUAAAAAAAUCAUUUCUUAUUUUACUUUUAGAAGAUUUUGA
This is a messenger RNA of Racocetra fulgida, 699 nucleotides long. NCBI's taxonomy places the organism in Eukaryota, Fungi, Glomeromycota, Glomeromycetes, Diversisporales, Gigasporaceae. The record is from the annotation of a GenBank genome assembly.